AAGCCGACGGACUUCCAUAAAAGUCGGUGCAUCUCAAGCGUCUGCUCCACGAUUGUUCCUGUGGUGUUCUUCUGAAGUGCACCUGUGUAGAGACACAACGAUGCAGACCCAUACACAGAAUCUCUCGUCUCUUCUGAUUGCUGUGGGGACUCUGUUGUCCGGACUGCAUGGUGCUAAAUGGGCGUACACUGGUCCCGACGGUGAGCACCACUGGUCCAAGCACUACCCAUUCUGUGGAGGAACAUUCCAGUCACCCAUAGACAUCCAGACCCAGCUGCUGAGGUUUGACCCAACACUACGUCCAAUCGAGCUCCAGAACUACAACCUCUCAGCCAAUGAGCAGCUGACCCUCGGGAACAAUGGACACUCCAUUCAGCUGUCCCUACCCAGGAGGAUGUAUCUGUCCAGCCUGCCUCACCGUUACACUGCUGCUCAACUCCACUUCCACUGGGGCUCAGAACACCUGCCUGUCGGAUCAGAACACACCGUCAACGGCAGACAGUUUGCUGCCGAGAUGCAUAUGGUGCUCUUCAACUCAGACAAGUACCCCAACAUCUCUGUGGCAGCAGACAAGUCAGAUGGCCUGGCUGUACUGGGAGUUCUGAUAGAGGUCGGGGAAUUCAACCCAGCGUUCGCUCAGUUCCUCAAGUACAUCAAUGGUAUUAAAUACAAAGAUCAGAGGGUGCAGGUCCCAGCCUUCAACAUCCGCAGUCUGCUGCCUGUACACUUGGAUGAAUACUACCGUUAUGAUGGCUCGUUGACCACUCCCCCCUGCUAUCCCAGCGUGCUUUGGACUGUGUUCAAAAACCCUGUCACCAUCUCACUCAAACAGUUUCUGGCCCUAGCAACGGCCAUCUACUCCUCCCACCAACAGGAGUCGGCCCCAGUGGCCAUGAACAGCAACUACAGGAAACCACAGUACACGGACAACAGAGUUGUGCUCUGCUCUUUCCAGGGGGGCAGAGGACUACAGGGUGCUACUCAGACGGUCACCUCUCAGUUCCUGAGGAGGCAGGUCAUCAACCAGCUGUUAGAUGGAGACCUGGCAGAUCUGGCAGACCAGGAUGGGCUCAACCAGCUGUUAGAUGGAGAUCUGGCAGAUCUGGCAGACCAGGAUGGGCUCAACCAAUUAUUCCCAUCUCCCUGGAAGAACCAACAGAACAGGCAACCUGUGUGGAAGUCAGGUCUGAGCGAGGACAUGCUGUGUUACGUCUCCUUGGAGCAGGAUGUGUCUCGCCAGCUGAGCAGAGGGAGAUCCCCUACCCAUACAGACACCCAGCUGGUCCAGGCUCUCAGAGAAACUCUGUUCCCAGAGCUCAACCUGCGCAGCUACCUGGGCUGUAAGUCUGACCUGGCUCUGUUCACCAUCAGACAGCUCCUCCGGGGGAGAUCAGCCACAGAUGAGGCCCUGGAGCUGGACCAGGCCAUUGUCAAGGCCUUGGGGGGGACAGGGCAGAGAGGCUCCACAGCACAGCAAACAGGCUUCGCUUCUGCCCCUGCUGCCGUGCCUAAGAAACCCAAUCAGCCAAUCCCAUGGCUCCAGCCUAUGGAGUGGGAGGACUAGAGUCCAGCCAGAUGUGUAACCUUUAGACCCUGAAUCUAUAACGAGUGUAACCACCAUCAGCCACACCCUCAGCUCAAUCUACAGUCACGAGUGAAAAUUGACACAACCUUUGUGCUGUCUUCAAAAAAAAUGUUUCCUUAAAAUCUAAAACGGGAUUAAAGUGAUUUUUUUCACC
Molecule: messenger RNA, 1739 nt
Organism: Oncorhynchus masou masou (cherry salmon)
Lineage: Eukaryota; Metazoa; Chordata; Actinopteri; Salmoniformes; Salmonidae
Gene: ca12
Product: carbonic anhydrase XII
Exons: 10
Coding region: 101-1564 (487 amino acids)
Biological process (GO): one-carbon metabolic process
Cellular component (GO): plasma membrane
Molecular function (GO): carbonate dehydratase activity; zinc ion binding
Source: RefSeq, a predicted model, not a curated record